Molecule: messenger RNA, 3347 nt
Organism: Myotis davidii
Lineage: Eukaryota; Metazoa; Chordata; Mammalia; Chiroptera; Vespertilionidae
Gene: ZNF177
Product: zinc finger protein 177
Exons: 5
Coding region: 1290-2642 (450 amino acids)
Biological process (GO): negative regulation of transcription by RNA polymerase II
Cellular component (GO): nucleus
Molecular function (GO): RNA polymerase II transcription regulatory region sequence-specific DNA binding; DNA-binding transcription repressor activity, RNA polymerase II-specific
Source: RefSeq, a predicted model, not a curated record
AAAUAGGACCUGCUUAGGGACUGAGUCCCCAGUUUAAUUUUCUCAGGUCUCAAGGCUUCUCAUGUGGUUGACAGAUUACAUAGGGAAAUGAUACUGUUAUCCCAGUAUUUACUGGUUUAGUCUGAUUCUGUGCUCUAAGUGUGUGCUCUAAUUUUGUUAGGAUACACAGAGAGUGGACAUGCCUACUCAGAAUUUGUGAUUCUGAGGACACACAAAGGAAAGAUGUAUGUUCAGGAUUAUGCUAAAUCCUGUCAAUAGAGAAAAAUAAGACCAGAAGGGGUCACAGUCUAGUCGUGGGAGAUAAUUACAUUCAUUCAGGUGAAAGAAAUGCUCUUAAAGCUGUGUGACUGAAUGAGAUUACUAGUGAAUAUGUCCAAGUAGAGAGAAGGGGUAUGACGACCAUUGAGCCGUGGGGGAGAUGAUGAUGAGAGAACAUGGAACCCUGUCAGGCAUAGGGUCUCCUUCUUUCUCCAGUGAAUAUUGAUCGAGGCAAUUGCCUGAUGCUAGAACAUUUGUGACAGUGACCUUUGAGGAUGUAGCUGUGGAAUUCAACCAGGAGGAAUGGACUUUGCUAGUUUAAACUCAGAGAAAUCUAUACAGAGAUGUGGUGCUGGGGAACUAUGAGAAUCUGGUUGCAGUAGGUAGGACUGGUACCAUUUCUUCAUUUAAAUUUUUUCUGGAACAAAUAUUUCUUAAGUGACUAUUACAGGCACUCUGCUGAUUAAUGGGAAUGCCCUGGUAGACAGAGAAGACAUUGUUUCUGCUCUUAUAGACCUUACUCUCAAGCAGCUUUCUCUUGAAAAUGAAGAUCUGUUCAUUGUACUAGUUUUAUUUUCUCUAUGGAUAAAAGGCUUAAGACCUCAAAAAUGUAUAUACAAGUUUGAACCUGGAUUUCAGGGUAAAUACCAGCAACCCUCUUUAAGUAUAUUGAGAGAGAGAGAGUAUGUGUUUGCUUUUGAAAGUUUUAGUUUCAUUUGGAAGUUUACUGGUAUGGUAGAGUUACAUGAAAAUUUUGUUGUUUCUCAAGUUAUACCCAACAGUAUUUGAUAUCCCUGAAGAGCAGAAUCUUGGCCCAUGAUUUAUGAAGGUAUUUGAUAUCCCUUUCCAUGUUCUUAACAUGAAGGAUCUUUCAGUGAGAGGAAGACAUCAACUAUGCACACCUGGUCUGAUCUUUCAGAUGGAAUAAAGAGAAGUGCUGAAGACAGUGGGGAAAAGUUCUCCAAAGUGAGGGAAAAGCUCUGCUUGCUCAGAACUCUGCCAGGUGAGGAGGGAGACACAGAAAGGGAAGAAUGGGUGCAGGAUUGCUGACAUCUUGGUCACAGGACUUGGUGACCUUUGAGGAAGUAGCAGUGGACUUCUCCCAGGAGGAGUGGGCACUCCUGAACUCUGCUCAGAAAAUCCUGUACAGAGAUGUGAUGAUGGAGAACUUUAAGAACCUGGCCUCUGUGGUUUCAGGCUGGGCUACUCAACUUAAAUCAAAACAUUCAAUUCCUAUGCAGAAUGUUCCUGAGGAAAAAACUUCUAAUGGCAUAAAAAUGGCACCAACUCACCCUGGUGAGAAACCUUUGGAAUUUGAUCACUAUGGAAAAUUCUUCAGAAAGAACUGUCACCUUAUUUGUACAAGAUAUUACAAGGGACAGAAAUGCUACAAAUAUAAAGAAUACAGGAAAGAUUGUGACCAUUUCUUAACUCUUAGGAGUCAUAUGAGUACUCACUCUGAAGACAAUAUUUCUGAAUUUAUUGACUGUGACAGAGUUUUCAAUCUAGAGUCAUCCUGUAGGGAACACUCAAGAACUCUCACAGGAGAGAAAUCUGAGUGUAAUCAAUGUCUUCUGUCCUUCAGCUUACACUCUUCCUUUUCAGGACAUGUGCAAAACCCUAUUGGAGAGAAACUCUGCGAAUGCAAUGACUAUGGACAAAGACCUUCCCUUAGGGUGCACAAAAACUCGUGUACUGAGAAGGGAAGCUUAAAAUGUGAUAAACAUGGGAAGGUUUUUACUGGCCCUUUGUCCCUUCAGAAAUGUGAGAGACUUCACACUGCAGAGAAACCUUAUGAAUGUAGUGACUGUGGGAAAAUAUUCAUUUUUCACUCUUCCCUUAAGAAACAUGUGAGAUCACACACUGGAGAGAAGCCUUAUGAAUGUAAUCAUUGUGGAAAAUUCUUCAGCCAGAGCUCUCAUCUUAAUGUGCACAAAAGAACUCACACUGGAGAGAAACCCUAUGACUGUAAGGAAUGUGGCAAGGCUUUCACUGUUCCUUCCUCCCUCCAAAAACAUAUGAGAACCCACACUGGAGAGAAGCCCUAUGAAUGCAGUGACUGUGGAAAAGCCUUUAUUGAUCAGUCAUCCCUUAAGAAACAUCAACGCUCUCACACCGGAGAGAAACCUUAUGAGUGUGAUCAAUGUGGAAAAUCCUUCAGCACGGGCUCUUAUCUUAUUGUGCACAAGAGAAUGCACACUGGAGAGAAAACCUAUGAAUGUAGCGAAUGUGGGAAGGCCUUUAGGAAUUCCUCUUGCCUGCGGGUACAUGUGAGAACUCACACAGGAGAAAAACCCUAUAAAUGUAUUCACUGUGGAAAAGCAUUCAGCACCAGCACUAACCUUAUAAUUCACAAGCGAAUACAUACAGGGCAAAAACUUUAAGAAUGAAAUGACUACAGGCUAGCUUUAAGUGGCCCUUCACACCUCAUUCCUCACUCUAGAACUCACACUGGAGAGAAACCUCAUUGUAAGCAAUGGUGAAAGCCUUUAGGCACAACUCUCAACUUAACCUUAUACAGGGAGCAACCUUCUGUUACAGUUCUGUGAUUGUCUUUAUCAGUGAGUGUUUCAUCCUUAAAGUUUGACAACUCAUUAAUGGAGUAUUAAAUGUAAUGUAGCAUUCUAAAUUUCCCUUGAUUUACAUCACAGAAGUUUUGAUCGAUAAUGUUUUCAUUGUAAUUUAGAACUUAAUAUUGUCCAAUUCUCAUCAAGAUGUCUUGGAUCUAUACAAGAUUCUUGGAUUUAGAAAUGUAUUUUAAUGUGAAAACUGCAUAUUUUAACUAUUUUUUAGUUAUAGAUUUCUAAUUUAAUUACAUUGUGCACUCAAAAUAUGGUCUUCAUGAUAUAGAUUCUAAAUGACACAUACUCAGAUAGAAAAUGGUUGGAGAUUUGCUUUGUGGCCUAAUGUGUCAGAUAGAACCAGUUGCUGUUCCGUAUUCAUUGCUCCCUUCCUUAAAGUAACAGAAUGAUAAUUGUGUUCAAGUUGGCAGUGUGGACAGUUUGUUAAGGAAUUAUCUAGCUUUCCUUGUAGCUAUGAGUGCCCAUGAGCCCACAGUCCUGGCCAAUGAGAAAGAGUGAGAGCUGCUC